AUGAAAGCAAGUCCUGUGCCAUCUCAAAAUUUGAACGAAAUUUGGACCGAAGAAAAUCCAAGAAUGAUAGUUGAAUCACAGAACACCUACAUGAACAAGGACGAAACCAUAACAAAAGAUAGAUUCCAAGAACCUAAUGACUCAGGAGAAGUUAAUUAUCCACUAGAAAAAGAAAACAUUCUGAAGAUCAUCACAGUUCGAAAGAUAGAACCGUCGAUGCCUAGCACACGAAUAUCAGCUAACAAAACCUCAGCUAGAGUCCUAGAAAAGAGAGCUCUGGAGUCCACAGGAUUGCCGCAGGAACAACAACGUACCACAGCUUCUGUGCCUGAAGGAACACUUGCAAUGCUGUCGAAGGAUCCAUCAAUGCUCAUCGCCAUUUAUGCCUUUGCAGGAGGAUUAGUAAUUGCUCUAAUCUUCUUACUAUGCUAUAUGAUCUACGCCAGAAGCAAACAAAGGCAAAGGCGAAAAAUGUAUGAUGAGCUGUACGAGAUGGCAUCAGAGAGAGAAAGCAGGGACAGGAGAGCAGCACGUCGCAAGAUACGGCGGAGUCGUCGGUUGAAGCAAAAACAGAAGAGUCGUGAGAGUGAAGAAGCGAAGGAGAAACCUCUCAAGGGCUCUUCAGAAGGAUCAAAAGAAGCGAUAAAAGGAUCUGGAGAAAAAGCCGUGCAGACAGUAGAUAAAACUGCACUAGAGAAGUCGGCUGAGGACAAAGCAAAAGAGAACGAGCAGGCUAUAGAAAAUGUUGAUGAGCUCAUAAAAGCUAUCAAGGAGAACAAAGUAGCGCUUGCUACUGCAGAAACAGGAAGAAUGGAGCAAUCGAAUUAA
Messenger RNA from Cylicocyclus nassatus, 828 nucleotides. The record is from the annotation of a GenBank genome assembly. NCBI's taxonomy places the organism in Eukaryota, Metazoa, Nematoda, Chromadorea, Rhabditida, Strongylidae.